AUGACCGAUGCUGAAAGCAGGAAAACCUUUAUGCAGCUGCUGCGGCAGGGUGUACAACAUAAAGUACAGCAACAACAACAGAGCAAAGCAAGCUCAGCACAUAAGGAGGACUUUCAAGCUGAGACAAAUGGUAAAGUGCAUCAUGCAACGCUACUAGACUGCAGCAAUCACGGAAGGAAAGUAGCUGCAUGGCAGACGCUUGCGUGGCGUGAUGCCUUCUCCAUGGCAUCGUAUUUUCACGAGACGGUCGGUGGUAGACCACUGCGUAUCAAGCAAGUGCUACAGGGAGAGCUCAAUGGCUUUGGCACAGGUCUCACUGUAUGGCCUGCUGCUUGUGUACUCUUAAAGCAUCUGGAACAACGAGCAACAAACGAUCUACGAGGCUUGGUAGGUACAGACAGCCCAUUUGUGCUGGAGCUUGGGAGCGGCACGGGUGCAGUGGGCAUUGCGACAGCGAUGUUGCUUCAAGCUGGGAGAGUGGUGCUCACUGACAUGGACAAUGUUCGAUUCAUCAUGGAUGAAAACACUGCCUUAGCUCGGCAGGAUGGUGUACUUAAUAGCCACGUGGUAGUGGAUACUGAAGGAUAUGAGUGGGGUCAGCCACCAUCGCAAGGGCUUGUCCCGAUGAGAUACCCAGACCUUAUCCUUGUGUCGGACUGUAUCCUCCCACGCCUGUACCCGAUCGAGCCACUCGUCGAGGCGUUGACUCUCCUCAGUAGAUCACAUACUCGUAUUCUCAUUUCGUACGAGCAUCGCCACUAUCAGCACUUCCAACCUAAGCAAAGAUUUUGGGAGCUCAUGCAGGAAAACAAGUUUUCGCUACGGGUGAUCGAUACUGCCGAAUAUCAUCCACACUACGUUGCCGCAGAUAUUGAGGUGUGGGAUAUCACCACAACGCAUACGGAUAGCAGCUAG
Molecule: messenger RNA, 915 nt
Organism: Peronospora belbahrii
Lineage: Eukaryota; Oomycota; Peronosporomycetes; Peronosporales; Peronosporaceae
Source: the annotation of a GenBank genome assembly